AUGGUAUCAGAGCUUUUAUGGUCGUGGAACCUGUUAAAGCACACAAAUAAUAAAGAGAACUCUGCUGCGAGAAGAAGAGAAGAGAUGGAGACUGCAAACCGGAGAGAAGAAAGAAGAAGAGGAAGAAGAAGAAGAGAAGAAAUAGAAGAGGAAAAGGUGGUGCCAAAAGAGAGGACCAUCAACAUUCACAAGCCCAUUCACAUGCCAUACCUUCAAGAGGAAGGCUCCAAAAGAGAAGGAGGAGAUAAGAGAUCUUCUCAAAAGUCAAUGGAGAUAAAGGAUGAUGCGGAAAAGGCAUCACUCAAUGGAGGCAUCACUGAAAGAAGACGAACGGGCACAAUAGGGGAACCGGUGACACAGUCAACCGAAGAAGACGUGGAGGAGAAGAUUCACGCAAAGCACAAUACGGGAACCGGUGACACAGUCAACCGAAGAAGACGUGGAGGAGAUCUACGCAUGAGAACCGGUGACACAGUCAACCGAAGACGACGUGGAGGAGAUCUACGCAUGAGAACCGGUUACACAGAUAACCGAAGAAGACGUGGAGGAGAUCUACGCAUGAGAACCCGGUUACACAGAUAG
Molecule: messenger RNA, 582 nt
Organism: Microthlaspi erraticum
Lineage: Eukaryota; Viridiplantae; Streptophyta; Magnoliopsida; Brassicales; Brassicaceae
Source: the annotation of a GenBank genome assembly